Lycium barbarum (goji berry) is the source of this 1212-nucleotide messenger RNA. RefSeq names its product endochitinase 3-like. The transcript is spliced from 3 exons. The record is from RefSeq and is a predicted model, not a curated record. Lineage: Eukaryota; Viridiplantae; Streptophyta; Magnoliopsida; Solanales; Solanaceae. Bases 41 to 1072 code for a protein of 343 amino acids. Gene Ontology annotation, molecular function: chitinase activity; chitin binding. Gene Ontology annotation, biological process: chitin catabolic process; cell wall macromolecule catabolic process; carbohydrate metabolic process.
UCACCAUUUGUGAUCAUCCAUCCAUCCCCAUCUCAAUUAUAUGAAUAUGAUGAAAAUGAGGCUGAGCCAAUUAUGUGUAUUUGCAACACUUUCAGUUCUUGCUAUAUUACUGAUCCCAAGUGUCUUGGCCGAACGAUGCGGUAAGCAAGCCGGUGGUGCACCGUGCCCCUCUGGGUACUGCUGCAGCAAUUAUGGCUGGUGUGGGACCACCGCUGAUUAUUGUGAUCUCGACAAGUGUCAAAGCCAGCGUCCUUCACCGUCUCCUCCAUUCACUCCUCCACCACCCACUCCAUCCGGUGCAGAUAUUACCGAAAUCAUUACUGGUGAAUUAUUUGACAAGCUGCUUUUGCGUCGGAAUGAUAAUAGGUGUCCUGCUAAGGGCUUCUACAACUACGAUGCCUUUGUUCAAGCGGCGAGGUAUUUCCCUGGUUUUGCCACCACUGGUGACAUUACUGACCGUAAAAGGGAGCUUGCUGCGUUCCUGGCUCAAACAUCGCAUGAAACUAAUGGUGGUUGGCCAGCUGCAGAAGACGGGCCUUACGCAUGGGGUUACUGCUACAAGAGACAAAUAGGCGACCGUACAGACUUGCCUUCUAACUGUAUUGAAUGUGCUGCUGAUCAGUGGCCAUGCGCUCCUGGCAAGAAAUAUUAUGGACGCGGCCCCAUCCAAAUAUCAUACAACUGCAACUAUGGUCCUUGUGGAGUAGCCAUAGGGGAAAACCUCCUGGGUAAUCCUGAUUUGGUGGAGAAUGACGUAGUCAUCUCAUUCAAAUCUGCAAUUUGGUUCUGGAUGACUCCUCAACCACCAAAGCCUUCGUGCCAUGAUGUCAUCCUCGGGAAAUGGGUCCCAUCCCAAUCGGACAUAACAGCCCAUAGGGUCCCUGGUUAUGGGGUCAUCACAAACAUCAUCAACGGAGGAUUGGACUGUGGCCAUGGCCCUAACGAGAGGAUAACGAAUGGAAUAGGCUAUUACACGACGUUCUGCAAAAUUCUAGGUGUUAGCCCGGGAGAGAACCUGGACUGCGGCGACCAGUUGCCUUUCAGCCAACACCCCUUGUUCAGCUCUAUGUAGAAUAAGCUAGUACUAAUCUUGUAAUACUAGCUUUUAUAAUUUCUCGUUAUAUGAAUAAUCGUGGGCAUGUGACGCUAUGUUAGAAAUUUUAUGGAAAAAUACUUGAUCACGAACUUUAUCAGAAAAUACUUGAUCACGAA